Molecule: messenger RNA, 2568 nt
Organism: Penicillium longicatenatum
Lineage: Eukaryota; Fungi; Ascomycota; Eurotiomycetes; Eurotiales; Aspergillaceae
Exons: 5
Coding region: 1-2568 (855 amino acids)
Cellular component (GO): plasma membrane
Molecular function (GO): calcium-activated cation channel activity
Source: RefSeq, a predicted model, not a curated record
AUGUCGAGUCUCACCGACCCUAAUGGUGACCCAAAUGUCGGUUCCUCCCGAGGCGAUUCGUCGUCAACAUCGGGCGACAUCGCUAGCGGCCUCACUGGCAGCGGAAGUUCAUCAUCCUCGGCACUUUUAAUGACAUUUCUUCCGGCGUUGAUAUACGCACUGUUCUGGGUUGGACUGUUUCUGAUUUUUCGACGAACUCAACGAAGAUGGUACGCGCCAAGGUCGCAUCUACCUGACUUACAUGACCAUCAAAGAAGCCCCGAAUUACCCACAGGCUGGGUCAACUGGGUGGGCGACUUCUUAAAAAUCGAAGACAACCAUGUUCUACACCAUUCAUCCCUAGACGGUUAUCUUUUUCUACGAUUUCUGCGAGUUUUAUGUGCCAUUUGUUUUACCGGCUGUGUGCUUACAUGGCCAAUCUUGUUUCCGAUUCACGCUACAGGCGGGAAUGGGAAUACGCAGCUCGACAAGCUCAGUUUUAGCAAUAUUGCAAAUCCGAAGAAAUAUUACGCGAAUGUUAUCGUUGCAUGUGUCUAUUUCACGUUUGUUUUUUACGUUGUUGUGCGGGAGAGUCUAUACUAUGCCAAUCUGCGCCAGGUCUAUUUGAACUCCCCGGCAUAUGCAUCCCGGAUGUCCUCACGGACUGUUCUCUUCAUGUCCGUGCCGCCAGAUUACAGGAAUGAAAAGAAGCUUCGGAGCGUAUUCGGCAAUGCAAUCCAGCAAAUUUGGAUUACGUCCAAUUGCAAGGAAUUGGCUAAGUUGGUCGAUGAGCGAGACAAAUAUGCCUACAAAUUGGAAACCGCCGAAACAAAGCUUAUUCGACGCGCAAACAAGGCGCGCAUGCAAGCUAUCAAAAAAGGCGAAUUUUCUGCCGAUACAUGCUUGGAUUGCGAGUCCAGUAAUCCAGGGUGGUCCGAGAAGGUCAAGCGGCCUACCCACAGGCUGAAGAUCAUCUUUGGCAAAAAAGUUGAUUCCAUCCACUAUUACCGCGAGGAGCUUGUUAGGGUUUCAGAGGAGGUGCUUGCUCUCCAGCGAAAGCAUCAGGAAGGCGAUGCGAAACAGCUUUCUGCUAUCUUUAUUGAAUUCAACACGCAAAAUGAUGCUCAGAUUGCUUUGCAGACUCUAUCCCAUCAUCAACCAUUCCAUAUGACUCCACGCUUCAUUGGUGUUUCUCCCCAAGAAAUCGUCUGGUCAGCGUUAAAUAUCAGCUGGAAACAACGCGUCGUUCGCAGAUUCGCAGCUCAGGGGUUCCUAGCGGUGCUGGUCAUCUUCUGGUCUUUCCCCGCUGCUAUCGUGGGAACAAUCUCUAAUAUCACAUAUCUGUGCCAAAUUAUCCCAUUCUUGGGAUUCAUCCUGAAACUGCCCAGUUUCGUCAAGGGUGCUAUCGAAGGUCUGCUACCAUCAGCAGCUCUUGCACUUUUGAUGUCACUGGUUCCAAUCAUCUGUAGAAUCUGCGCCAGACGAUCCGGUGUUCCAUCCCUGUCACGCGUUGAAUUGUUCACGCAAAGCGCAGUCUUCGUUUUCCAGGUCGUACAGGUGUUCCUAGUGACGACCCUGACAUCAGCCGCUUCGGCAGCAACGGCACAGAUCAUCAAAAAUCCAUUGUCAAUCAAGGACCUCCUGGCACAGAACUUGCCAAAGGCAACAAACUUCUACAUUUCUUACUUCCUGCUUCAAGGACUGAGCAUGAGUUCAAUGGCACUAGUGCAAAUCGCCAGUGCCCUGGUCUUCAGAAUCGUCGACAAAUUCUUCGCCCAUUCACCCCGUCGACUAUAUAACAAAUGGGCCGAGCUCGCCAGUCUCAGCUGGGGCAGUGUUUUCCCCGUCUUCACUAACAUGGGUGUAAUUGCAUUGACAUAUUCGUGCAUCGCACCAUUGAUUCUCGGCUUCUCUUUUAUCGGUCUAUAUAUGGUCUACCAAGCUUACCGUUACAACUUCUUCUUCGUGUACGACAUCGAAAUCGACACAAAAGGCCUAGUCUACCCCCGAGCCCUCCAACACCUCCUAACAGGCCUCUACAUAGCCGAAAUCUGCAUGAUAGGUCUCUGCGCAAUCAAAGGCGCAGUCGGUCCCGUCAUCAUAAUGGUCAUUUUCCUCGUCGUCAAUAUCCUAGCACACAUCUCCCUCAACGAAGCUCUCACGCCGCUAAACAGCUUCCUCCCCCGAUCCCUAGACGCAGAGGAAGAACUCUUACAAGAGAAAGAGGAUAUCCGGAACGAGAUCAACGAACAGCGUCGGUCACGCGGUCUUGCUUUCUGGAGAUGGUUCCAUCCUAAUAUCUACAAGGAUUAUGCUGCGCUAAGACGGAAAGUGCGGAAGAAUCUUGAGGAGGUUUCUUACUCGCCUGAGGAGUUGCGGACUGCGUAUUUUGAACCUUGCAUUGCGUCUCCUCCACCUACCUUGUGGAUUCCGAGGGAUAAGUUUGGGUUUAGUCGACAUGAGGUCAUGGAGACGGAUUCGAUUAUUGGAAUCACGGAUGAGGGGGCGCAUCUUGAUGAGAAGAACAGUAUCAUUUGGGAUAAGUAUGAUCCUAGUCUUCCGCUCAGGGAAAGGAAAGUUUUGUAUUAA